UGUGGAGCCGGCGAUCGAGGUAGUCUGCCUGGUACCGGGCUUGAGCGGAGCCUCGUCGUCUCCGGAGUCGCGGUACCCACCAAGGCGGCUUGACGGAGCUACUCACACCUGCUGGUGCGCAUCGCCAGGCACGGCUGCGACGUCACGACACUCUGACGACGGCCGUCGCGACGACGAGGGGCUGCCCUCGCAGCAUGACCCCUCUGCAUCGACCUCAACCUCGACGUUGCAUCGACAGCCUCGUCAGCAGCAGCAGCAGCAGCAGCAGCAGCAGCAGCAGCAGCAGCAGCAGCACCAGCACCAGCACCAGCACCAUCAUCAUCAUCAUCAUCAUCAUCGUCACCAUCAUCGACCUAGCCGCGACGACGGAGAGCCGAGCGGACGAUGCCCGUCUUGCGGGGAAAAGCGACGGGAAGAGAUCUUCUUGACGAUCAAAGAUUUGGACGCGAUCGAGCCAGCUCCUCUCGAGGCGCAAAGAACGCCCACCUCUCAGAAAACGUGCAGGUGCGAGACGAUCGACGCUACCGUUGUCGACCGAGACAGAGAGAGGGAGAGAGAACGAGGGGAUCUCCGAAAGUACCGAAGCACCGAGACCAGAUGGUCCGACGGGAACUUUCUGUCUCCGGACGACGCGAUCUGGGAUCUAAAGAGACGCACCAGCGAGGGAACCGAGUUUCGCUGGGCUCUGCACACGUCCCACACCGACCUAGACCUGGCGAAAAGGACGAAAUGCAGCUGUCACAGUUUGACGCCCGAGGAGAAGAAAUCCCACGACGUACAGCGUGGCGAUCUGAGGAAGCACCACAGCGCGGAGACGGACAAGUGGUCGGUGAAGCCGGAUUACCUGCAGACGCCGAUGCACGAUCUGAGAAAGCACAGCAGCGACGACACGAGGAUGGCCAGAGAGGCCAGAUGGCUUCAGGUGCCGGAAUUGUUGCCCAACCCAAAGCCACGAUGCACUUGUCCGAAAUCGAAGAUCCUGUCACCCUCGCCACCGGCGUCGCCGCCGGUACCGUCGCCGGAAAUCAAAGUGCAAACGGAACCGGAGAAACCAAAGAUCCAAGAACCGGAGAGGAAGCUGUACUAUUCCACGUCGUUGAACGUGGAACAACGUACCGAAGAGGCAGUCGCGCCUGCCACGGAGAAGCCGGAACUGAAGAAGCACGCCAGCGAGGACAGCAGACCGGUCAAGACCGAGAGACUCAGGGACCGACCUAAACUGGAACGAUCUCACGCGAGAGUCGACAGUCAAACGUCGAAGAAAUGGGGCGGCAAGGAAAAGGUGAUCAGUCCGGACGAAGGGAAAAGGGCUCGGUCCAAGUGGGCGAUGAAACCGCACUUCUCUCUGCCCGUGGAGGACAAAAAGUCGAGAUGGAGAAGCCAGGACUCUACGGAGGGGUUCAAGAGCAAAAGCUUGAAAGAACGACCCAAGUACAGCAUCCGAAGGAGCAUGUCGCCGGAACCGGAUCCCCGUCAGAUAACCAAACUGGAAAACAGAAUCGUCCGUCGACUGAUAUCCCCCGAGAUCACCAUUACGGACGCGAAAUGGGCCCCGUACGAGGACGCUUCCCCAUUGCCAACGAUGGGGGUGAAGAAACGCGAACCGAAGCACAUCAGCGAGAUCAAAUGGAGCCCGUACGACGGUUCGCCGACGGCCGGUGGUGGCGGAGGUGGCGAAGGUGGCGGCGGUGGUAGUUUCGCGGUUCAAGAACCCGAGGAAUCCAAGUCUUGGUCGCCUUUCCACAACGUGACGCCCACCCACCAUCCACCACCGGAAGCGACACCCUGCAGAAGCGACGACGAAGACUUUCGCUGGAGAAUUCUGAACCAGGUUUCCGCGUUCCCGAUUUACCAGGGCGGUUGGAAGGACGAGUCGCCGGAGCGAACGCCGCCCAGGGUCCAGUCUCCGGCGGACCUGUCCCCGCCCAUUUGGUCGCCUCUCGUUCCAGCUUCUCCCGUCAAGAGGCAAAGGUCCCAACAGCACCAGCAGCAGUACUCGCCGCAGCCUGCCGCGCCGCAGCCGGUUCAUAGAAAGAGCAUCGCGAAAGUUCGCGGUUUGUCGAAGAAGAAGGUCUUCAGGGCUAGAUCGGAGAGCGGGCAUCAGAACGACGACAGACUCGCGCCGCCUACGGUGAUCGUUCGAGCCGCGAGCGAGGAGCCCAAGACUCGCCAGAGGCCGCAGUUGAUCAGAUCGAAGGCUCUGUUGGAGGUCCCCGUCACGAUGGGGAUCACCAAGAGAUCGUUGAGCGAAGAGGUGCCGCGUAUGCGUACUCGUGAACGGCCGCGCGCGCCGAACAGAGCCCGCAGCGAGGAGGCGCCGAAAUACGAAGACCCUUGGUUCGCUAACGAUAGCUUGUCGUCCGAGGCAACCGAGUUAAGGGAGUACGUCACCACGGUUUAGCGGGGGCUGAAUUAUUGACGGUACUCAAAAUCGAGCGAAGGUAUUUUAUAAUUAGUUUAUUCCCUUCGUCGCGAAGGGGUGAUCAUAGUUAGCUCGCUUAGAUAUUUUGUACCGGCGUAGAACGGGGAGAAUUAUUUUCGUCUCUGAGCCAAUUCGCAAUUUCUACGUAUAUCGUGUACGCGCUGAAGACAGAGACGCUACGAAUCGCAGAGAGACCGUGAUUCAUAAGAGCGAACCAAGGUGAUGGAUAAUCGACGGUGCGAGUUUCCGUCGCGAUCUCGAGUAUCGUGACUGACUCGGUCUGAUCUACGAAACACGAUGAACGAAACGAAGAAACAUGAACGCGCUUCGUUUCCCCUAAAAAAUUGAAAUUAAAAAACACACGGGAAGAGCAGACGUUAGGUUUUCAAGAGUCAACGAUUCGUUUCGAAAAGAGAGGAAGAUGUCGAGGGGACGCGCGAUAGUCGAAACGCGGGUAUUGCACCGAGUCGAUGAUAAAAAUGUGCGCGUUGCUCGCUCUGCAGAAAGAACAGUUAGUCGGCUCAAAACUCAACUUUUUCGGCAACACCGAGAGUAUCGAAGAGAGUACAGCUCAACAUAGCGUCGUCCAGCCUCGCAACGACGACGUGGCACAGUUCGCGUAGCGUGUUUAUAUUAAAGAUAGCCGAUAACGUUCAGAAAAUGUAAUAUUCGACUUAAAGAUACAUCAACUUAAUGAUAAUAAUACGAGCUUAGUUCUUAAGCGUAGCUGAUAUUAACAAAAAAAGAAAAAAAAACAUAAGAAAAAUACCGAGGAAAAUAAGAGGAACUGUACAGUUUGCAUGUUGCUGAUUAGAGAACGAGUGAAUCGAACGAAAGAUAAACCGAAAUGGCUAGCGAGAGAGAACGAAUGAUACGAUUAAAGUACAUUGUGAAGAAAAUUCUAAAAGAAUAAGUUGGUCGUGUCCCGUUCCAUGGGCAAGAGGAACCAAAGUUCGUUCGAUGAAUCGUCGGGGCUCGGUAACCUUUGUUACGAUUCCUUUCCGUUUCAUCGGGACGAUUGUCGCGAAAGCGAUUCGCGUAAGGAAUAGAUUCCCUCGGGAUCGUUCGCGAGUCUCGUGCAUACGCAUAAAUUAAGUUGUUCCGUGAGUAAAAGGGCCGUUAUCUGGCGACUUAGGUAAAUGACCAUUUAGCAGCCCUCGUGUGCCGGUGCGUGCAAUAUUAAUUAAGAUUACGGUAUAGCUGAUCGAAUAGCCAAUUAAGGAUGGGGUACUAAGGUUAAGCGAAACAACGCGAGUUAUUUACGUUGAUCUACGGCUCCAUGUACGUACCGAUUAACAGUUUUAGUUAGCGAGUUUUCGGUUUACCGUGUCUGCCUGUGUCCGAUUUAUUUGCUAGCACGCGAUUCUUUGCCAAGUUUCCCAGCGGACGAUCAUUUUAAGGACUCGUCGGAUUUUCGAGUACUGUAUACAUAUGUACAUGCGUGUACACGCACGCUCUCUGUACACGUGUCCCUGUCGAUCUCUUGCCGGCUUUCAGUCGCGAUACUCGAUCGUUUUAGAUUUUUGAUAUUAUUGUCGGGGGAAUUCGGACGUUUCUUCGAGCGGAGAAAGCCACGAUUUAAAAGCCUCUUUUGUAUUUCGAUUAAUCGAACGCAUCCCGAUCAUGUUCGAUCCGUGCAAUACCAACUAAUUACUACUUGGAACCUAUCACGAUCUACAUAUGUACAUGUAUACACGUACAAGCUCACGUCACACAUACACCGUCAUCUUCCCGAAACGUGCACCGCGUACAUAUGUUACUUUUACGAAGAAGGAGAAAGUAUGUAAUACGUGCGAAACUGGAGAGAACAUAAACGACGAUAGUAUAGCAUCGUUGCUAACGCGAUAUAUGUAUGUAUGUACCUACUUCGAGCAUCGACGCUGCAGAAUUUUGUACAUAUUUUUCACAUUUAACGGUACGAUAGCUGUAAUUCCAAGUUACGAGGCGAGAACAUCUCGAGGCGCGAUCUCGUAAUCUCGAAUUUGCCAAAAAUUGUUAAAAACAACGAGGGAAGGACGUACGAUUUUCUCAAGGUGGUAUAAGAGACUCGAGACUUCCGCUCGUUUACUCUGGAUCCGGUUUUUAUUCUUCGUCGUUGUCUCGUGUCAAAAUACCCCUCGCAAAUUCCCACGUCACGAAAAGAAAAGCUACUCGAUGAACUCUCGAUCGAAUUCACCGUACGAAAGAAAAUACCGAAUACCGAUUUUCCGUUUCAUAUUCGCGCGGCUCGGCCGGUCUCUCGUUGACAGAGACGAAGAAAAAAAAAAUGAUAUAAAAACAUAAGAAAGUGAACAUUCACACAGAUAGAAAUUAUUUUCCAAAGAAAAACCGUAAAGUAAGGAACCGUGGGAGAGAAAGAAACCGAGUGAGCGAAAUAAUGAUAGAAUUGGAACGAAUAAUCGACAAAGGUGACAAUAUCAACGACGAGAGAAAAGAAAGCUUCCUUUUAUUUCCGGCGUGAUCUCGAACUCGCUAAUGUUUUCUACAAGGUGCGUGUGUUUUAAAGUGAAAACGAAGAAACCAUAGGGAAGGCGGAUAAAAAUAUCCAACGUAACGCGCGUCUGAUUUUAUCGUUGCAUAGCGUACAAAAGGCUCUCCCAUUAAUGGGGGUGGGAGUAGAAAGGGGCAGCUUGCAGAAUUGUUGCGCCAUUAAUUGCAUUCCAUCAAUUUCCAUCUAUUCAAAAUUAGUUGCUAAUUUAUCUCGAGACAAACAAUCUAUCUUUAUUUCGUCGCAGCUACGGAGGCUGCGUUUGAUCUCGAGAACGGAGCGAGGCGCACGAUCUUCUUCUUCGUUGGACUUUUAGGAUUAAUUCUAGCAUAAAUCGCUAUAACGAAUAAUAUAGCGCUUCGAAGGUACCCGAUUUACUUCCCCCGAAGGCUCCAAAACUUUCUACUUACUUUGCACACUCAUCAUAGAUACAUACAUACACAUACACAAACGCGCGCGCAGACACACGUGUUUAACGCAUGCAUCGAACUCGCUCCCCAAACACUUUGAACGGAGAUCAUUCUAGGCGUUGAGACUACUCUCUUGUUUCGUACGAAUUACUUUAUACUCUCGUCUUGCUAUUUAAGGACGGUAAUAUUAGUAUUAGUCGUUUUACUUACGGAUACAUUCGUGAGUAUUUGCCGAGAAAAGGCUGUCGUUGCAUUUAUUAUUUCUACAUAUAUUUCGAACGCUAUAGCUGCACACGAUACUUGUAAAGCAAAGCAGAUCCUCUCUUGAACGAAAGUUUCUCGAGAUCAGAGGCGUGCGUGUCCCGCGUCGCAUCAACGAAUCGUACGCGUUUAAAAAAAAGACGCAUUUUCGAUCCGGUGCAACGUUGCACUUGAAUCAGUGUGCUGUUCACGGUUGGAACCCUUACGAGGCAUUCGUGCCCAUUGUACGCUGUAUUGUCUUUGCGUGGGACACGUGCACGUAAUGUGGUAUCGACUAUAGUCCGAAAAAAAUGAACUAGCCGAUCAAAGCCGAUUUUCUCACUGUGAAUCGUAUGGGGAAACUAGAGGCGGUGGGAAUAACCGGACGAUCCGGCGGAAACAGUGUCUUUCGGUAACUCUGAGUGGCCAGUUGAUUUUGUUCCGAAUAUACUUAACUUGCAUGUACAUAGAGAUGUAAUAACUGGAAACCAAAGUGGAUCAAGUGCCACUGCUAAUUGUGAACAGUACUACUUUAGGCCAAUGUCGGACGAGCGUCGAAACGACGGACGUUCGAGACAUCUUACUUUUUUUCAACUGAGAAGAAACAGAGAAAGAUUUACGAACGUUCGUUGUUUCGACGCCCGAUGAUCGUACGGCAAAUAAAACCUUAACCAAAGAGAACAGAAAGAGAAAAGGUAAAGAGAUCGAAGACACAGUACUUGUAUUAAAAUCGUACUGUAUUAACGCUAGCGAUUCGUUUCUUCUCGAGCGUACACACGAAUACAUACACAUAUACAUACACAUAGGUUCUUUCCUUCGUAGUGCGUACAAUAAUUAAUUCUGGCGUUACAUUGCGUACUGUAUAAAGUAGUAUACAUAGCAUAACGUAUUAAUUGUGUAAUUAUCAUCCGGUUCACGCGCGCUAGGGAGCCUCUAAACGCGCGUUAAACGAGAGAUUAAAAAGUGAUUCGUAACGCGUUAUUUCUAUAAGAAGAAACACACGGGCACGUUAAAAUGCUAUACGGUGUAAAAACGAAAAAUAAGAAAAAAUACAUUGUGUCUGUGCUGCCAUUAGAAUAAAACCGAAGAGAAUGAGAAAUUUAAGAAAACAGACGAAGCCAAAGUAUAUAGUUAAUGAAAAACCACCUGGGUUACAUACGCAUACAAACGCAUGUAUACACGCGCGCUCGCGUUCCCAAUACGAUACAAUACAUUCACACAUACCUGACGAUGUAGUUGAUAAGUAAUUUAAUCCCGAGGAAAUUCGUUUCGCGGUACAAGAAUGGUUUUAGGAGCCUUCGUGUUGAAUAAUUAGCAGUCUCGUUCCAUGUAUCGUGUAAUCGAGAGAUCGAGUGACCGUGAUCAGUACGUAUACAUAUAACGCUAAAAUCUUCAAAUGAACAAAAACAAACCGAGUGGCGGUAUGAACCUGUUCACGACGAUUCGUAGUGUGUACUGUAUUCGAAUGUGAUCGAUUUGUUAUACAUAUAUGUCCCUCAUUAUUGUUACGUUGUGCUUCUUAUUAUUGCUAUUUAUUAUUAGUAUUAUUAUUACUUAUUAUUAUUAUUAUUAUUAUUGUCAUCACUAAUGUCAUGUUUAUUAUGAUUCCGAGAACUAUUACCAUCACUUCGAGAAUUAUUCCAAUCAUUCCUACUAAAUACUAUUAUAUUUAGUAUUAUUAUUAUUACACGAGAAAGAUCAACCGCCGAUUUUUUCUAGUCAAAUUUCUCUAGUCCCAAUUAGAGUACUGUCGAUACUCAGUCUCCCCUGUCCCCGAUCUAUUUGAUUUUUGUCAAAUAAUCCCAAGACAAUGACAUGCGUUGCAGGACACAUAGAUCUUGCAUAAUAGAGUGAUGCAUUACCUGUGCAACAAAAUGCAGUAU
Colletes gigas is the source of this 7443-nucleotide messenger RNA. RefSeq lists its product as uncharacterized. The transcript has a single exon. The record is from RefSeq and is a predicted model, not a curated record. The coding region runs from base 857 to 2401 and encodes 514 amino acids. Lineage: Eukaryota; Metazoa; Arthropoda; Insecta; Hymenoptera; Colletidae.